AUGCCUUGUUAUGCAGUAAAAAUUGUCGAGAUUAUCAGUAAAAGUAAGGUUAUUAUAGAUAUUACCUUUGAAAAUAGUGAUAAAGAUCAACACAUAAUUCAGCUUGAUGAUAUAAUUGGAUAUGCUGAUAAGCAAACAAAAAAAAAAAGAAGUAACUAUUUUGAAAUAUGUCUUAAAAAUUGGCAAAAACCUUAUAUUGUUCUAUGUGGAGCAAAAUUCAAGGCUAUGGAUAAAGAAUCAACAAAUAUUUCUAAGAAUGCUUUUAAGAUUGAAAAAUAUAUCUCAGUAGAGACUGAGAAUGUCAAGUUAAGCAAGGUUAAGUUAACAAGACAAAUUGACCGGAGACUGCCCUUGAUUUUUGUAAUUAAUAUUGCAGAAAUUAGUAUUAUUGACAAAGAAAUAUAUCUUGAAAAUAAAGACAUUCCAGAAGAAAUUAAUUUUUCUUUGGAGAAUGCAAAUAUAAAACAAAGGUAA
Messenger RNA from Dentiscutata heterogama, 474 nucleotides. The record is from the annotation of a GenBank genome assembly. NCBI's taxonomy places the organism in Eukaryota, Fungi, Glomeromycota, Glomeromycetes, Diversisporales, Gigasporaceae.